Messenger RNA from Penicillium robsamsonii, 7083 nucleotides. It is a transcript of the gene nrps7, whose product is annotated as putative nonribosomal peptide synthase. The record is from RefSeq and is a predicted model, not a curated record. The coding region runs from base 1 to 7083 and encodes 2360 amino acids. Gene Ontology annotation, molecular function: phosphopantetheine binding; catalytic activity. The transcript has a single exon. Gene Ontology annotation, cellular component: cytoplasm. Lineage: Eukaryota; Fungi; Ascomycota; Eurotiomycetes; Eurotiales; Aspergillaceae. Gene Ontology annotation, biological process: amino acid activation for nonribosomal peptide biosynthetic process; secondary metabolite biosynthetic process.
AUGAUCUUGCACGACGAUAGUAGUGGAGAGCCUCACCAGGCCAAGAUUGCCAAUGUAUACGUCGAGGCGUUGAAUGACGUCGAUAUCGCAAAUGAGUACUGGGAAGAGCUCUUUCACCAAGCUGGACCCCAACGGCGUUUACAAUGCUUUCCUAUUGAAUACCAACAGCCUCGCUGCAAUUCGUCGCUCACUAUUGCCGAUGGGUCAUUUGAGGCCACUCUAUGGUUCUGCAAAAAGUACAAUGUUCGUCUACACGAUGUAUUUUAUGCCAUAUGGGCUAUUGUGUCUGCGCGACAUAUGGCAGAUGGCCACCGCACAACCGUAUUUGCCGUGGCUGGCCCGGAUCACUCAAGUCCCGGACAAGAUGAUGAGGUCGGCGUAUCAGACCACAACAUUCCCCUAAUUCUUACGCUUCCAGAGGACACGGAUGUCCUCUCAUGGAUUCGCCAUGUGGGAACGGUCAGCGCCGAAGCGUCUUCCCAUGCACACGUUGGUUACAAAAACAUAAUUGCGAAAGCCCCGGCCCAUAAUCCCCAAGCCAAAGUCUCCAUCAGCUGGCCAGGCAAUAGCCAGGAAGUCGUUGUCACUGGAGAUGAAUUCUUUCCGCUUGUCCUUGAUAUCCGUAUCUCAACAAACCUCAACCUCAAAUUCAGUGUAUGGCACAACUCGACCGUUCCAGAGAGAGACAUUCGCGUGCUACUGGACCAUGUCGCGACUACACUGCAACAGGCAAUGGAGAGCCAUCACUCAAGCAUCUCGGAGCUCCAGAUAAUGUCACCAACGGAGAAGCAACUAUCACACGAAUAUGCAAACAACAGCGGCUUAAUGCAUCGCCUGAUCGAACAGCAAGCCAAAUUGACACCGGACGCCGAGGCAGUGCAGUUUGAGCAGGAUAAACCACUCACUUUUUCAACACUGAAUGCGCGGUCAAAUAAAUUAGCCCGGCAGAUACGAUCAUUUGGAGCUCCAAUUGUGCCAGUACAUAUGCACAUAUCAAUUAACUUCAUUGUCGCACUUUUCGCCAUCCUGAAAGCUGGUGCUGCGUACGUCAUUUUGGAUCCGGAUGCUGGAGCAGCGCGCAGGUCCUACAUUAUAAAGGACGUUCAGGCAGAUUUCAUCUUGGUGGACGACAAUACCGCAGGCGAGUUUUAUAAGGAGUUCAAAGUCGGUGAUUUACUCAGACAGUCAACAAAUCAUGAUGAAAGUGACCUCAUGACGGAUCAGCGUGUUAGUGACCUGGCAUACAUCAUCUAUACAUCAGGUUCUAGUGGGAACCCCAAAGCAGUGCAGCUUGAGCAUCAAGCUGCGUUCAGUGGCCUGAGGGCUUUCCCUCCGAUUGCAAAUCUCCGUCAAUUGCUCUUCUACAACCCUGUCUUUUCAGCGGCACAGAGAUCUAUUUGGGCGACUCUGAGUGUAGGCGGCUGCCUGUGCCUUGCAUCCAAGAAGAACACUACAGUGCAUUUAGCUACGACAAUUAACACCAUGCAGAUCAACUCAAUUGAUAUGACCUCAACAACCGCGACACUGGUCUCACCCGAUGAAGUGCCCCCUCUUCGACGACUAGUAUUGGGCGGUGAGAUGGUCAGUUCGACUGUGAUUCAGAGGUGGGCACAUCGAGUAGAGCUCUUUUCAUCCUACGGCCUUAGCGAAUGCACACAACUCAAUUGGCGUUGCAGAUUAUCAAGUGAUUCCAAUCCUCGAAGUAUUGGACAACCAUCUGACACAACGACAUCGUACAUUCUCAUCCCUGGAACCGUUAAACUUUCACCUCUACUCGUCCCUGGCGAGUUAUGUCUUGGAGGUGCGCAGCUCGCGAGGGGGUAUUUGAACCUCACAGAAGAAACAAACAAGCGUUUCAUCCAAAACCCAUUUGGCCAAGAUAGACUCUAUCGGACAGGCGAUAUGGCGGUUCGUCACGCCGACGGGUCCAUAGAAAUACUGGGACGCAUUGAUUUUCAAGCCAAAAUCAAUGGCCAGAGAGUUGAUCCCGGCGAGCCCAACUCAGUGAUCCAAGCACAUGAGGAUGUUGAACAAUCCGCUGUGGUUCCAGUUCCUGUGAACGGGAAGAUUCUUCUUGUCGCUGUCGUUGUCAGUCGUGCUGGGUGCGAUUGGGAUCAUCUUGUCGAAAGUCUUCGCUCAUUUCUCCCAUCGAGAAUACCUUUGUACAUGGUACCGAGUUUCUGGGUUUCCAUACCAGCAAUGCCGCUCAACGCCAACGGCAAAAUUGAUAUGCAAGCGGUCCGAGUUAUUGUUGAGCGCCAACGCGAUUCAGGACAGUUGUUUCCGCGUCGUUCCAAGACCGACAUAAAUGGCAGCGCACUCACUCAGAGCGAAAAUGUAUUAAAAAACCUCUGGGCAGAGCUUUUGUCCAUGCCGGAGUCAUAUAUCUCCCCGAGCGACUCAUUCGUUUCGUUAGGCGGCACAUCCCUUGAAGCCAUCCAGGUUGUGUCAAGGCUUCGAUCUGAAUAUUUUCUAAACUUGAAGGUCGAUGAUAUCAUUCUUGGCACCUCGCUUUCUGCUAUAGCUCGUCUCGCCGAGAAGCUAGUCGAGGGAAUCAGCAAUGAAGACCAAAUAACUCCAUUUGCCCUUCUUCGUGAGCCUCUUUCUUCGGAAUAUCUGAACAUCGAACAUUCAGAGAUCGAAGAUGCCUACCCAGUCACACCUUUCCAAGAGGCAGCUAUCGCAAACACAGUAAUGGGUGGCAAGAGCUACAUCUAUAGCCGUUCUUACAGCUUUGCAGGACAUGAUGAGGCUAUUGUGAAAGCAUCACUUGUAUCCCUGGCAAAGUCCCAUGUUCUUCUUCGGACAACUUUCGUCGCAAGAGGAGCGUCAUUUCUACAGGUAGUCAAGAAGACCGUGAAAUUGCCGUGGGAAACCUCUACAUUGGAUGUGAAAGAUUAUAUGAAACACAGAGCAUCAGAUCUGAUGUAUCCUGGCGACCUUUGGUGGAGAGCGGCUGUUCUGCCGGGGAACAUUCUAGUCCUCACCACUCAUCAUGCUCUUUUCGAUUACUGGUCCAACGAAUUUCUUUCGCAUGAUCUCACAUCUAUCUUACUUGGAAAAGAGCCAAUUCAGCGACCAGUAUACAGACGUUAUGUCGAGCACUUGCAGCAAUAUGACGACAAUGCCAUGGAGGUAUUCUGGAGCAAUUAUCUCGAUGGAGUUAAGCCUAGUCCACUUGGGCCAUAUGGAAGUCGUGAAAGUGCGGUCACAGCCAAACUCAAUUUUGAUUUCCAAAGUGCCGCAUCAAACCUCAGCGUUACACCAAGUGUGCUGUUGUAUGCUGCUUGGUCGGUUGUUCUGUCUAUUGCAAGCUCUACUGAUGAUGUUGUCUUUGGUGUCACACUUUCCGGGCGAGAAGCCCCAGUUCCAGGUAUCCUUCAGAUGAAUGGGCCUACUCUCAUGAUUGCUCCACUCAGAGUCAAAGUCGACAAAACGGAAUCAUUCAAAGCUCAUCUGACGAGUAUGCAAGACAGUCUAUGGAGUGUCGCGAGAAAUGCUCAGUACGGGUUACGCCGCAUCCUCAAAACAACUGGACAGUCAAAAGAUCUCGUGGGAUCUAUGGUGAACUUCUUGAUCAAACUACCUAUACACAGGCCGGCUGGAGGAUUAGUAUUGUUGUCAGAGAAUAAUCUUGGCUCGGUUGAAAAUGUCAAGAUUGAGAUCAACAAAGAUAGCAUGGAUUGCGUAACUGUGGUCUCAUCGCUUGAUAGAGAAUUCGCUCAGGCUCUCGUCGACACGGUUGCGAUUGUUCUGGAAUCAGCAUCAUCUGCGCCACUUACGAAAAUCGGACAUUGGAAAUUGGUGCAACCAACAACCGGAUCCGCAGGCGAUCUUGAACCCGAGGAUCCUCACUCACGGUUGAUGAAGGGCCAACAAAGCCAAGCGGAGAACGGCUUGGUUGGGUCUAAUGAAGUGGACCAAAUCAAAAUACCGAGCAGAGAGCAUGCCGAAUUAGCACAUUCUGCAUUUCAGAGGAUGGCUUUCUCUCAUCCAGGCAAGAUAGCCGUGCAAGAUGCGUCAGGAAAUCAGAUAACAUACGCUGGAUUGGCCAUCAAGGCUAACCAGCUUGCGGGCUUAUUGAGAGCGAAAGGAAUUCAACUAGAGCAAAUUGUCCCCAUCAUGUUCGAAAAGUCCAUUAACACUGUCGUGGCUAUAUUUGGAAUCCUAGUCGCUGGCGGUGCCUUCUUGCCUCUUGGACCAGAGAACCCCCGGGAAAGAAACUUGGGAAUUCUCGAUGACUUGGAAGGCAAGAUUGCUAUCACAGAUCGAUCCAACGCCGCUUUCUUUGUUGACGCUGCGUAUGAAGUCAUUGUACUCGAUGAUCUGAACUGGGAUACAAUGCCAAUCGAGAGACAUGAUGUACCUGGCAUGACACCCAACAGCCUGGCAUAUGUCAUAUACACCUCCGGGAGUACUGGAAAGCCGAAGGGAACCCUUUUGAUGCACGAGGGUCUAUCAGCGGCGACCCAGGCAAUCAAUGAAGCAACGAAGACGGAGGUUUCGCAUAGGUUUUUAUGGGUUCCAAACUAUACGUUUGACGGCUCUCUGGACACUCUGUUUACAGCUCUCUCCAGUGGAUGUACACUGUGUGUUGCUCCACAGAGCGUUAUUGCAUCCAACCUCACCGGAUUGAUCAAUACAAUGCAGGUCAACCGAGCCAAUAUGACACCUUCGAUGACCGCACUCAUCAAUCCGGAGGAAGUUCCGACUCUCCAAAUUUUAAUUACCGGAGGAGAAGCCAUCACUCCGCAAGUGUUGGCAGCAUGGAUGCCACGCGUAAAGAUAUAUAACGCAUACGGACCGACUGAGGCCACCAUUUCUAUCACUACCACGCGUGUUCAUCCGCAGAUGAAUUUGCGUAAUGUUGGUAGGCCUUUCAAGGGUGUCACUGCCUUGAUCCUUGAUCCCGAGACAAUGAAUGCAGUGCCUAAUGGCAGCGUCGGUGAGCUUUGCCUCUCGGGUCCGCAGGUGGCGAGGGGGUACUUAAAGCGCCCUGACGCCACGGAGCGCGCAUUUCUUGGCAGGCCUGAGGGAAGGAUCUAUCGCACUGGAGAUCUUGCAAGCAUAUUACCCAAUGGCGAUAUCGAAUUGUUCGGUCGUAAAGAUGAUCAAGUUAAGAUCAACGGCUACCGAAUUGAAUUGGGUGAGAUUGAAAGUGUUGUCAUGAGAACCAGCAUGUUUGAUACGUGCAUUGUUAUCUGCGCAACGGUUUUGAAGAAAAAACAGCUUAUUGCAUUUUAUUCAAAAUACGUUAGAGAAACAGGGGAAGUGAGGAUCGAAACAGGCCUGCUUCUGCCCCCUGGCCAACUGUUAGAUUUUGAUCGGCUCAAGGGUCAGCUUACCACUGUACCGAGCUAUAUGAUUCCCACUAUAUGGCUCCCUGUGAAUAAGUUCCCAUUCUCAGCUGCCGGGAAAGUCGAUAGGAAGUGUUUGCAAGCUCUAGUUGAAGGUAUGGCUGACAACUUACUCAAACAUUACCUACCCAGGGAAGUGAAAUCAGCCAUUACCACCGGGACAGAGCUAAAUCUACAGUCAAUGUGGUCGGAACUUUUUGAAACACCGGUAGAACAGAUCCACGCCAAUUCCUCAUUCCAUGCUUUGGGCGGAGACUCCAUCUCUGCUCUGAACCUUGUCAGUAUGCUUCGUCGGCAAGGGUACGAGACCAAAGUCAGCGAUAUCUUGUCAAGGAAUACAUUGAGGCAACAAGCAGCAUUGCUGGAGGAAAGCAACAAAUCAGAUACUACAUUGACUACGCAGAAGAUUCAAUACAAGGCAUCUGAUGCGGUGUGGGAGCGACUAUCCCAGAUUGGCGUUCGGAAAGAUGAAGUUGAAGACAUUUACCCUUGCAGCCCUGGCCAGAUUGAAUUCCUGACCCAAGGAAACAAACAAGAGCAGUUCUGGCAACUCAUGGCCGUUCGAGAGCUGCCCAAAGACUUUGACCUCGAUCGCUGGAUACAACUCACGACCAAACUCACUCAAAACAGCCAGAUUCUGCGUGCUUUGUAUGUGUACAUCGAAGAAGCCAACGUGCAGACGGCUGUCCAAGUUGUGCUAAAGACUCCAACACCCAAUCUACGAUACAAGUCAUUCGAUAAAGAAGAGGAGAAGCAACAUAUAUUGGCAGCGGAAUGGGAAGAGCUCUUUGACCCGGGGAAGCCUUUUGUCAGAUACACAUGUCUUGUCAACACGGUAGAUGGCACCAAGCACCUUGUCAUAAAGCUAGAUCAUGCUUCGUAUGACGGAACACUUUUACACAUAUUUGAUGACCAGUUCAAAGCCCUGGACAAAGACUUGCCGAUUCCCAGGCAUACACCUUUCAAAGAUUUCAUUGGCCAUGUUAUUUCGACGCCAAAACAACCUCAGCUUGAUUACUGGGUGCAUCUACUCGAAAACAGAAACUUUGAUUUUCCUUCCAAUGUGGUCCACCCGAAGAUCUCAAAAACCGAGAUUGCUAAAGUCAGCACUUCUGUUGGCAUCGACAAUCUUGCCAGUUCUAAUGGUGUCACUGUUCCAAUUGUCUUCCAGGCUGCCUUUUCCCUUUUAUUGGCACACAUCAGCGGAACACAUGAAGUCACCUACGACAAUCUAGUCACUGGGCGCAACGUACCCCUGGACAAUCCCCAACUCAUUGAUGGGAACUGUGCGAACUUCCUACCUUUCCAAGGCCAUCUAGCCGAAGACCAGCCUAUCGAGUCCUUACUCAAAGAGACGCAAGCGGCUUUCUGGACCUCAACGGAAAAUGGGCUCGUGUCACUUGGCGAAAUAUACAAUGCCCUAGGACAUGAUCGCUCUACGUCGGCUGCCAAGUGUCUGUUCUGCUUUCAGCCGUUCGAGGCAGCGCCAACCAAGCAGGAUCCUAUGCGCUGGGUCGUUAUGAAGAUGAGUAAGAAUACUAUGUUCUUCAAUUACGCCAUUCAGCUGGAGGUGAUUAAAACUGCUACAAAGGGUGAAUACAUGAUACGAUUUGGAUAUGACGAGAGGGCGUUUACGGAUAAGGAGGCAAGAUUGGCCUUAGAUUGGUAUAUUGGGUGCUUGGGUGGAAUGGCGACGGCAACUUUGGUUGAGGAGUUGGGAAUGUGA